Messenger RNA from Bufo gargarizans (Asiatic toad), 2274 nucleotides. RefSeq lists its product as uncharacterized. The transcript is spliced from 2 exons. Bases 1324 to 2157 code for a protein of 277 amino acids. The record is from RefSeq and is a predicted model, not a curated record. NCBI's taxonomy places the organism in Eukaryota, Metazoa, Chordata, Amphibia, Anura, Bufonidae.
GUGUCAUCCGCGUCCGUUUUUUCUGCGGAUUGGUUGCCUGGAAACCUGUCUCCAAGUCAUUUUGGCAAUAAAAAAUAAAAAAAGGAGACAGGAAGUUGAAAGUAGACGAUUGGCGAGCCUUGUUUGUGAGGAGAUUUACCUCAGACAAUAAUUGUCAGCAGGCAGUUUGGGGCAAGUUCACUGUCCAAUUGUCAGAAUGCCAAAAUGGAAUGUGGACAAGCUGAUCACAUUAGUUCAAGAAAGGCCCGAGCUAUGGGACACUCGCUCCUCCGCGUAUCAGGACCGUGUGCGGAAGGAGAUAUCGUGGGAGAAAGUGGCCCGUCGCCUCAAGCCACGCGAGUGGGAUAAAGAGGAUAACCGAGGUCGUGCACAACUAGGUACGUGCAAGCAAUGUCGCUUUGAGGUUUGGUAUUUGUGUUGUCCCUUAAGAAAAAGUAAAUUACUUCAGUGACUUCCCAAUCAUGUCCCUUUGGAGGCCUGGCUUAAUUGUGUAUUGCAGGGAUGCUCAACAUGUGGCCCUCCAGCUGUUGUUAAACAACACCUCCCACUAGGCCCUGCUGUACCUGAAGGCCUGCUGGGAGUUGUCAUUUUGCAACAGCGGAAGGGACGCACGUUGAGCAUCCCUGCUCGGGUGGUAUGUACAUGUAGGGGCCCAGCUGUAGGCGAAGCAGGUGAAGCAGCUACAUUGUGUCCAUGAGCUUGAAAUGCCCUAUCCGGGAGGAGGAGGUAGAGGAUUAAAAUACUUUGUCAUGGACCCCUCCACAGUGUCUGCACAGUUAGAUAUACAGGAACAGUAUAGGUAAUCUAAAAAAGGUAGAAACUGCGCCCUGAGAAAAGAGUGUUCAUUACUAGCCACUGGACUUGAGGCGGCUUGUAAGAAAGGUGUUGCAAACAAAUUACUGUGGUAGGGGGGCCAUCUUUAACAUUUGUGAUUGUGGCCAGUCAUUUCUCAGUACGCCACUGUGUCUGUUUGUACUACUUUUCUAGUAUUAUUUUACACCCCCCCUUCCUGUUUUAAUGUAUGUUCCCACCUUACCUUCUGGCCACCGUUGUAAUGUAUACUGUGGCUUUUUUGGGCACGUUUGAACACAUGUGCCAUGUUGAACAGUAUCUUUAAUCUUCUCUCUAUUGGCAGUUACAUGAAAUAGUCUUUAGAAAAGCCAAUCUACCCAUAUUUUCACUAUUCAUGAAAUUGUCUACCAUUCUCUUUCACCCACAAGUGGUGUUCUGCAGGUUUUUUUUUUUUUAUUCAUUCAAAAAAUUCAACAAGCUUUGCUUUUUUUAAUUUCAAAAUUGAGGAAUUCACAUUUUAAUCAACCUUGGAUGUUUGUUUUGACAGUGAAAAAUGUCAAGGUCCGCUGGAACAGCUGCAGGGACCAGUUCCGGAGGGAGCUCAAUGAAAAGGGCCGCAGUGGAGAGGGGACAUCCAAAAAAAGGCCCUACAUUUAUACCCAGCAACUUAGCUUCCUUCGUCCGGUGAUGGAGUUGAGGCCAACUGUGGACAAUCUGGAGGAGAGUGAAGAUUCCGAUGUGAGCGGGGAAGAAACCCCUGCGGUUUUUUCGCCGGAAUCCAGCCCCCAACAUUCACCAGCGGUGGAAACCACAGAACCACCCAUGGCAACCAGUGGUGGGGAACCAGAAAGGCCACAACCUAGACAACAGCCCAGGAGGAGGAGGAAUGCCCGUCAGUCUUCCUCUGAGCUAGCAACUCGGGAAAUGAUAGAUGCCCGAGUAAUCCAGUUCCUAGCUCAGAGGAGGACUGAUGGGCAUGAAGAAAUCAUGCUUAGGGGGCUUGCGCCAAUGCUAAAGCUGGUUCCACAAGCUAGCCAGCAACAAUGUGUUGCCUCCCUUGCGUUGCUCCUAAAAAUGUUCUCCCUGCCAUACCAGGGAGACAUUUUAUUUGAUAUCAACCAUUUACUGCAAAAAUAUAUGGUGGCUUCCAAUGAGCAGCCACCAUCAUUUCAGCAGGCACAACAUACUUGCCAUGGUCAUCAUUCUGUGGGUCCGACUUUCCAGGGCUCCCAAGAACAGAACCCUCCCCUUGCCCAGUCCUUAAAUGUGGGCAUAUUUGCAGCUGCUACCCCUCAACCAGCCCAGGUACGGCCGGCGUCAUCGUACGCCCCUGGCUCUUUUACUAGAGACUUAUUUGAGUUGUAAUUUAUUUUGUAUUUGGUUUGUGUGCAGCAUUGGUUUGCAUUAGAAAGUCAAAAAAUUACUAAGUUCAAAACACAACAAAAGUUUUAUUGUUUUUCAGUAAAAGUUUUUUACAAACAA